Molecule: messenger RNA, 1614 nt
Organism: Psammomys obesus (fat sand rat)
Lineage: Eukaryota; Metazoa; Chordata; Mammalia; Rodentia; Muridae
Gene: Tyrp1
Product: tyrosinase related protein 1
Exons: 7
Coding region: 1-1614 (537 amino acids)
Biological process (GO): melanosome organization; melanocyte differentiation
Cellular component (GO): melanosome
Molecular function (GO): oxidoreductase activity
Source: RefSeq, a predicted model, not a curated record
AUGAGAUCUUACACAGUCUUCCCACUGGCCUCUAUCUUCCUCUCUCUAAUGCUGUUUCAUCAAGUCUGGCCUCAGUUUCCACGAGAAUGUGCCAAUGUUGAGGCUCUGAGAAGUGGAGUGUGUUGCCCCGACUUGUUCCCUUCCUCCGGACCUGGGACUGACCGCUGUGGCUCAUCAUCAGGGAGGGGCAGGUGUGAGGCUGUGACUGCAGACUCCCGACCCCACAGUCGCCAUUACCCUCAUGAUGGCAAAGAUGACCGAGAAGGCUGGCCUCUGCGGUUCUUCAAUAGGACAUGUCAGUGCAAUGGUAAUUUCUCGGGACACAACUGUGGGAGCUGCCGUCCUGGGUGGAGAGGAGCGGCAUGCAACCAGAAAAUUCUCACAGUCAGGAGAAAUCUUCUUGACCUAAGUACAGAAGAAAAGAGCCACUUUGUCAGGGCCUUGGAUAUGGCGAAACGCACAACUCACCCUCAAUUUGUCAUUGCCACAAGGAGGUCAGAAGACAUACUGGGACCAGAUGGCAACACACCACAAUUCGAGAACAUUUCCAUUUACAACUACUUUGUCUGGACACACUAUUACUCAGUUAAAAAAACCUUCCUUGGGGCAGGACAGGAAAGCUUUGGUGAUGUGGAUUUCUCUCAUGAAGGACCAGCUUUCCUCACAUGGCACAGGUACCAUCUGCUGCAGCUGGAGAGUGACAUGCAGGAGAUGCUGCAGGAGCCUUCUUUCUCCCUUCCUUACUGGAAUUUUGCAACGGGGAGAAAUGUCUGCGAUGUUUGCAGUGAUGACUUGAUGGGAUCCAGAAGCAACUUCGAUUCCACCCUUAUAAGCGCCAACUCUGUCUUCUCUCAAUGGAGAGUGGUCUGUGAGUCCUUAGAAGAGUACGACACCCUGGGAACACUUUGCAACAGCACUGAGGGUGGGCCAAUCAGGAGGAACCCGGCUGGAAACGUGGGGAGACCAGCAGUGCAGCGGCUUCCGGCACCACAGGAUGUCUCUCGGUGCUUGGAGCUCAGAGUGUUUGACACACCUCCUUUUUAUUCAAAUUCUACAAACAGUUUUCGAAACACAGUGGAAGGUUACAGUGAUCCCACUGGAAAAUAUGACCCUGCUGUUCGAAGCCUUCACAACCUGGCCCACCUCUUCCUGAACGGAACUGGAGGACAAACCCAUCUGUCUCCCAAUGAUCCUAUUUUUGUCCUCCUGCAUACUUUCACUGAUGCCAUCUUUGACGAAUGGCUAAGGAGGUAUAGUGCUGAUAUUUCGACCUUCCCACUGGAAAACGCUCCAAUUGGGCAUAACAGGCAAUAUAACAUGGUACCAUUCUGGCCUCCAGUUACCAACACAGAAAUGUUUGUUACUGCUCCGGACAACCUGGGAUAUGCUUAUGAAGUUCAAUGGCCAGGUCAGGAGUUUACUGUGCCUGAAAUCAUUACCAUUGCUGUAGUGGCUGCACUGUUACUUGUCGCUGUCCUUUUUUUGGGUGCUUCUUGUCUGAUCCGAUCUAGGCGCACCAAAAAUGAAGUCAGCAAGCCUCUCCUCACUGAUCGCUAUCAAUGCUAUGUUGAAGAAUAUGAAGAACUACCAAAUCCUAAUCAGUCCAUGGUCUGA